AUGAUAAAAGGGAAAGUGUUAGUAGUUUCAAACAGGUUACCAGUUACGAUCAAGCGAUCGCCUAAGGGGACAUAUGAUUAUUCAAUGUCUUCUGGGGGAUUAGUUACGGCAUUGCAAGGGUUAAAGAAAUCAACGGAAUUUCAAUGGUUAGGGUGGCCAGGACUAGAAAUUCCGGAUGAUGAACAAAGUAAGGUUAAUAAGGAUUUAAAGGAUAAAUUCAACUGUACUGCCAUAUUUUUAAGUGAUUCAAUUGCUGAUUUACACUAUAAUGGUUUUUCUAACAGUAUAUUAUGGCCGUUGUUCCAUUACCAUCCUGGUGAAAUGAAUUUUGAUGAAAAUGCAUGGGCCGCAUAUAUCGAAGCGAAUAGGAAGUUUGCUAUCACAAUUGCACAACAAGUUGAUGAUAACGAUAUGAUUUGGGUGCAUGAUUACCAUUUAAUGUUAUUGCCUCAGAUGUUACGAGAAGAAAUAGAAAAUAAGAAAAAAAAUAUAAGAAUAGGAUUCUUUCUUCACACACCAUUCCCAUCCUCGGAGAUUUAUAGAAUUUUACCCGUUAGAGAAGAGAUCUUGGUUGGUGUAUUAAGUUGUGAUUUGAUUGGAUUCCAUACGUACGACUACGCAAGACAUUUCUUAUCUUCAGUAUCGAGAAUUGUUUCAAAUGUUAACAUUUUACCAAAUGGAAUUGAGUAUCAAGGCAGAUCAAUUGGUAUAGGUGCUUUCCCAAUUGGUAUAGAUGUUGAUAAGUUUACCGAGGGGGUAACUAAGCCAAAAGUGGUGGACCGUAUUAAGCAAUUAAAACAAAAGUUUACCGAUACCAAGAUUAUAGUUGGAGUAGAUAGAUUAGAUUACAUCAAAGGUGUUCCCCAAAAGCUACAUGCAUUUGAAAUUUUCCUUACUGAAAAUCCUGAAUGGAUUGGUAAAGUUGUAUUAGUUCAAGUUGCCGUUCCUUCCCGUGGAGACGUUGAAGAGUAUCAAAGUUUGAGAGCAACAGUCAAUGAAUUAGUGGGUAGAAUUAAUGGAAGAUUCGGUACUGUUGAGUUUGUACCGAUUCAUUUCAUGCACAAAUCCAUCCCAUUUGAUGAAUUAAUCAGUUUAUACCAUAUCUCUGAUGUUUGCUUAGUUAGUUCUACAAGAGAUGGUAUGAACCUUGUUUGUUAUGAAUAUAUUGCAUGUCAGCAAGAAAAUAAAGGUGUUCUUAUCUUGUCAGAGUUUGCAGGUGCUGCUCAAUCAUUGAAUGGAGCAAUCGUUGUUAACCCGUGGAAUACAGAAGAAUUAAGCUAUGCUAUAAAAGAGAGCUUGACAUUACCAGAAGAGAAAAAGGAAUUUAAUUUCAAAAAGUUAUUUGAUUAUAUAUCGAAGUAUACGUCUGGAUUUUGGGGAGAAAGUUUUGUUAAGGAAUUACGUAAAUGCUCAAGUCAAGACAAGAUUACCGAAAUUAGAUAG
Debaryomyces tyrocola is the source of this 1443-nucleotide messenger RNA. The record is from the annotation of a GenBank genome assembly. Lineage: Eukaryota; Fungi; Ascomycota; Pichiomycetes; Serinales; Debaryomycetaceae.